Messenger RNA from Nasonia vitripennis (jewel wasp), 3097 nucleotides. Its product is annotated as probable serine/threonine-protein kinase samkC. Lineage: Eukaryota; Metazoa; Arthropoda; Insecta; Hymenoptera; Pteromalidae. Bases 1150 to 2058 code for a protein of 302 amino acids. The transcript has 6 exons. The record is from RefSeq and is a predicted model, not a curated record.
UGUAUAGAGCAUAGAUGUAUACAUUCUAUUGCAGAUAUGUUCAGACGUAUUCAAGUGCCUGUUCCUUAUACGUAUAAGACAAGGAAAAUUCCGAGUUUUUAAAUUUGUAAACGUGGCAUUUGGACUGAGAGGUGAGCAAUUUUAUUAAUGAUGGAGCAUUUACAACUUUAAUCACAUGCUUUGCAGAUUUUUGGACUUCUGUUUGAGUUAAUGAAUGCUUUAGAAACGAGAACGGAAUAUAUGUAAACCGUUUAACAUAUACUCCAAACCAAGCGACUGCAGCGCUCAUGGAAUAUUGAACACACCUUUUAUUAUUAUGACCCUAAGUAUUUUUUAAGGUGGCAAACAAUGUGACCAUGUUAUUAUUAUAUCAUAUAUAAUGUAUAACAUCAUAAACAUCUCAAACGUUAUAAACCUUAAAUCUAAAACGUUAAAUUUAUAAUAAACUUGAAUCAAAUUUAUUAUAUUAAUUUAUAAUAUAUAAAGCAAAGUAUUAUAUGUAUAUAUAUCAUAUAUUGAAAAUGUUAAAAACGUUAAGUGCGUAUUGUACACAUGUGUAAUUGCAUAGUUUGAAAGAAAAAGUUUAUUUGUGCAUGGUGUACGUUUUAUUUGAAAAAAAAAUAUAAUCCUCUGAAGUAAAUAUUUAUGCUAAUCUGUAGCUAUGGAAUUCGCUUGGGUAAGAUUCCAUAAAAGUAAAGUAGAAACUUGUUUGAAAGUUUCUGAUAUUUCAUCAAAAGUCAUGCUACCUAAUGGAGUACCACAAAUUGUUCCCUUCCGUCCAAAAGAUGAAAAGGAUUUUGUUAGUGCAAAGGGGUUUUCGCUCAAGCAAAUCCUGAAAAUCACAAAAAUGGAAAUCCGAUAUUGUCAAGAUUAGUUAUUUUGUAUUUGGGAGUUACACAGGAUGAUAUUGAUUUGAAAAGAAAAGCUGACGGUGACGGAAGGAAAAGAUUUGCUACUCCAAAAUGUAUUAACUCACAAUCCAGUUUUGAAGAUCCUUCUCAGUGCUCGCAAAACACAUCACAAAGCAAAAAAAUUAAUAAUGAAAGAGCCAAAAACGUUUUGAAGAGAAUAGAUAACUAUUUCGAAGUACCACCAUUUCGUGAUCUUGAAGAAAAUGAUGUGACAGCAAAUUCUGGUACUUCCUCAGUAAUGAAAAGUGCAGUAGUAGUUUUAGAAAAAUUGGCAUCCGAAAAUAAUAUGAUAACCGAUCAGCCAUCCUCCCCAGAAUCACCAUCGCUACUUGCAACUCGAAAGAGAAAAAUGUCAAAACCAGGCGAUGUGAAUUCAAAGCCACCACAGGUAUCUGGUUCUUAUGUCAAAGUACCACAAUCCAAAAAACCAACUAUAUCACCGUCAUCAUCUGAAUCAGAAACAGAAUCAUAUGAUUCACUGCGUCUCGACUUGUUUUCUAAAUACAAGCAACCUCAAGAAUCUUCAAAUAAUCCAGAUGGUCAGUUAUCACCAAUUCAAAGCUUUUCACCUGAAUCUCAAAAAAGUACACCACGAAGGAAUACACCAUCUCCAAACUUAUCUGAAAAUAUAUCACCUGGACACACACCACCACCUGGUCGACCUUUGUUUACGCCAUCUCCUUCACGAAGUCAGGUGAUACAACCACAAGAUGCACCAGGUGAACGGCAGCCACCAGUGCGAAAUAAGGUUAGGGAUUCCCGAGAUGCACCAGGUAAUGUACCACAGCCACAAAUACGAAAUGAAAUUGAUGGAGAACCCCAAGACGCAGCAGAUCAAGAACAGCUACCGAUUCAAAAUGAAGAUAUAAUAGAAGUUCAAGAUCCAGUAAAUAGAGAGCAGCCUCGAAAUGGACACCAGUCGUCACCUCAGAAUGAACCAAGGCCAAGGCGUAUCAAGUAUUAUAAAAUGACAGAAUAUGUCAAAAAUUGCGUGGAAUACUACGCUAAGAGAGGAGAACCUGGUAAUCGAGAAAUGCGGAGGCGAUAUAAUAUAGCAUUUGGAAAUGAGCUGUACCUUGGAGAGGGUAUAUCUGUUAAUUUACUGCAGUGGGAACUUUUGCAAAGGCAUAAGCCACAAUAUUCCUGAUAGAAUUGGCUGUGCUUAUUUGGGGAGAAAGGAAUUUAUGUAACAGAGCAUUGGACUUGACCCGAGGGGUGGAGAAUAUUCCUAACAGGUCACCAGUGAAGUUAAUUGAAUAAGAUAUAUUACGAUUGCUAAUAAGCCUCUACAAUGACUUUCUUAAUAACCACGUUAAGUAUCCAAGUGACGAGAAAGCAUCUUAUUUGCUACGGGCAACUCAUGUUUUGAGACAUAAAAUAAGAGAUCUGCGUGCUGCAGAGAAAAAUAAAUUUCAGCUACCAAAUGUCAACGCUCAAAGACGUUUAAGAUAUAACGUCAGAGAUUAAUCUUAUUUAACAGAUUUUCUUUUUUAAAAUGUCAUCUGUAUUCAGUUAAGUUUCAUAUUUUAUAGGAGCUAUUUAAAUCAAAGUAUAUUAUUUUGUUUCAAGAUCAACUAGUCGAAGAAACGCUAGUCCUAGUAGAGAUCACUACUAAAAAUCAAAAAUAUAACAUGAGUUCAGUCACAUUUCUUACUUUCUAGUAGUGAUUUCAAUUAAAAUAUAAACUUUUUGUUUCGAGGUUCACUAGUCGAAGAACCCUAGUCAAAAAUUGACGUUUUGUAAGUUUAGGAUUACAAAAAUGAAAAAAUCACAAUACUUUGAUAGGCAGUUGGAGAACUGAUUAAAAUGAUUAAAAAUUAUUUGAGCAGAGGCAUUAUUGUUAACCUAAAUGGAUUUUAGCAUUUUUAUCAUUUUAAUCGUUUCUUGUCCUUACCUGUUAUCAAAGUAUAAUCAUUAAAAGAAUUUGUGAUAAAAUAUUAUCUUUACGUUUCCUUUACGUUCUUUAUUUAUGAAUCAUAAAUUAAAAAAAAUCAGUUCCGUAUUAAUUUAAUGAUAAUUACAAUAAAAAGGUUUUGUUCUACCUAAAAUUCGAAUAUAACAAUGAAAUGUUAAUUAGUGUUACAUGUAAAAUUAAUAAAGUUACAUUUUAUAUUACAACCAGAACAUGAUUUAUUCUUAAUGUCCCUCUGUUUCAGUACAAUUUAAUUAAAUGCAUUUUUCAAUGU